Molecule: messenger RNA, 2845 nt
Organism: Drosophila grimshawi
Lineage: Eukaryota; Metazoa; Arthropoda; Insecta; Diptera; Drosophilidae
Gene: Sp1
Product: transcription factor Sp9
Exons: 3
Coding region: 483-2567 (694 amino acids)
Biological process (GO): regulation of transcription by RNA polymerase II
Molecular function (GO): DNA-binding transcription factor activity, RNA polymerase II-specific; RNA polymerase II cis-regulatory region sequence-specific DNA binding
Source: RefSeq, a predicted model, not a curated record
UCGUCACUGUCACUGUCACUGACAUAGUAAAGUGAAAGUCACAGCCGACGGCAAAAUAUCUAUAAACCAUAAUAACCGUUAUAACAAUUGCAAUCGCUCAGCUUAAGUGACAGUGAAAAGUGCAUUUGAAGCAGUUAGAAUCCUUAUUAAGAUCCUUUUUGUUGCAUAUUUUUUAUUGUUUGCGACGAGAGAGCGCGCGUGUUUCUCUGUGUCUAAUCCUUGUGUGACCCUUAGACAGCAGCAGCUACAGUAAGAGCAACAACGGCAACAGCAACAACAUUAAAUAACAUAACAACACUGUUUUUGUGUGCAUUGUUUUUGGAGUGAAAACUAGCUCCUCAAAAGAAGAAAAACAAAAUUUUGUAAACAAAAAAAAAACAAACGAAAAACAUACACUUGCUGUACGCCUCAAAAUUACAACGCCAACAGCAGCAGCAGCAGCAGCAGCGGCAGCAGCAACAGCAGCAGCAGCAGCAACUAAAAUGUUAACGGACAUGACACCGACCGCCGGUCAAUUAUACGGCUCACAGAUUCCGGCUAUGGCAGGCAUGAACAUCACAAACAUCGCGACACAUUUGCAGAAGCCGCAAGUCAAUCCGGACCAUCCCAGCCUGCGCGGUACACCAUUAGCCAUGCUGGCUGCCCAGUGCAACAAGCUGUCGAACAAAUCCCCACCGCCGCUCGCCGAUGCGGCCGUUGGCAAGGGUUUUCAUCCAUGGAAGAAGAGCCCCAACUCUCCAGCGGCUGGCAACAGUGGUGGCGGCGGCGGCGGCGGAGGUGGAGGUGGAAGCACAGCCAGCGGCAGCAGCAGCGUCGGACAGCAUUCACCAUGCGCCAUCUCAGCAGCCAGUUCGUCCAGCUCCAGUGGCAGUGGUAGUGGUGGCGGCGGUGGAGGCGGUGGCGGUGGCCAAGGAUCACGCAGCCUCUCGUCCAGCGCCAACAGCAGCACCAUGGUCAACAUUACUGCUAGCAUAUAUCCUUACAGUCGCCCGCUCGCCUCGUCCUGCGCGGCCGUUGGCAGCUCGGCCUCCGCAUAUGGCAGUGAUUUAUACUUUCCGAACACAUCCACAUCGACGGCCAGCAUGGUGGCGGACAAUCACCACAUGCAUCAGGGCCUCCUGGGCAAGGUCGAGGGUGCUGCCUUUGGAUCGGUAUACUCUCGUCAUCCAUACGAUUGGCCCUUCAAUGCGGUGACAGCAUCCGCCCACAAGGCAGCCGAGGCAGCCAGCGUCAAUUCGGGCUGGUGGGAUAUGCAUAGUGCUGCCGCCGCUGGCAGUUGGCUGGACAUGGGCAGCGCUGCUGCCGCCGGGAUGCACUCGACAAUGGCCAACUAUGCGAGUGCCGCAGCAGCUGGAACAGAUUACAGUUCAGCACUGUCACAUUCGUUGUCAAAUACGGCACACUUGCUGGGAUCGGGACAGCAUCUGCUGCAGGACACAUACAAGAGCAUGCUGCCGGGUCAGGGCGUUGGUGGCUUCUCGCUGCCACAUAGCUCACCGUCGGCGGCAUCUACGGCAGCAUCGCCGCAGGCAUCAACGCCAUCGACGCCAUCGCCACGCUCGCAGCGACGCUAUGCGGGCAGAGCGACCUGCGAUUGCCCGAACUGCCAGGAGGCGGAACGUUUGGGGCCGGCUGGCGUGCAUUUGCGUAAAAAGAACAUCCAUUCUUGCCACAUACCCGGCUGUGGCAAGGUGUACGGCAAGACGUCGCAUCUGAAGGCCCAUCUGCGCUGGCACACCGGCGAGCGUCCCUUUGUGUGCAACUGGCUGUUCUGCGGCAAGCGUUUCACACGCUCCGACGAGCUGCAGCGGCACUUGAGGACGCACACCGGCGAGAAGCGCUUUGCUUGCCCUGUGUGCAACAAGCGUUUUAUGCGCAGCGACCAUCUGGCGAAGCACGUGAAGACGCACAACGGUACGGCGCCGAAUGGCAUUAAAAAGGGCUCCUCGGAGUCGUGCAGCGACUCUGAGGAGGCAGCCAAUCAGUCGGGUGAGUCGAACGGGCUGGGCGGCGCGACCAGUGGCCAACAACAGACGGGCGCAGUUGGCGGCGGCGGGGGUGGCUCGGCCAGCUCCUCAAAUUCCGGCACUGGCAGCGGUGGCAACAGUGCCAAUGCUACCAAUGCCGGCAAUCGAGCUGGCAGCCAUCCCGGCACCCCAACCUCGCUGCAUGGGCACAGCGCCUCCGGCACGUCCAGCAGCCUGCUGGGCGGCGGUCUGCACCUGGGCACGCCGCACCAGAUGGUCGCCGCGGGCGGGUCGCCGGUGAUGCUGCAUCAACAGCACCAGCAGCAACAGCAACAGCACUCGCACCAGUCGGCACAUCAGCAACAGCAACAGCAGCAGCAGCAACAACAGCAGCAGCAGCAACAACAACAACAACAACAGCAACAACAGCAACAGCAACAACAGCAGCAACAGUUCUCGCAGCAGCAACAAUCGCAUCCACAUGCUCAUCUACAUCAUCAUCAUCAUCAUCAUUUGGUUGGUGCAUCGGCACCUAGUCCCGGUUUGGAUCAUCGACUCGAUCAUAGUGCUCUGGUUGAUAUAAAGCCACCGAUGGUUUGAGGUUCGCUGGGACCCUUUCUGUUCACCAACUGAACAGAAAUGGGUUCCUGGUCGCAGCUCAAAUUUCAGACGCUCUGCAGCGUCAUCAUACGCAACAGUAUGUAGUGUGGACGCGGAUGCGGAAGCGGAAGUGGGAGUGGAGGUGGGAGUGGAAGUGAGAGUGGAAAUAGAUGAUGCAUCGAAACGCUAAAACAGCUUCAAAAAUCCUUUUGUAUGGAAUUACGAUUUUUCUUUCGUCAAAUGCGUCAAGUUUUUUUUAGGUUCUCGAUACAUAUAAG